CACAGAGUCUUCCACAAGUGGUGAAAGGAUUGCGUAGAAUUACUGCUGAAUAAAAAGUUAUUUCAUACAAUUCUACAUUAACUAUAGAAGACGGAAAAACACAUUUUAACAGAUUUCUCAACUGCGAUUUUAAGCAGAAAGAAGUACUAAUAAGAGACAUAUAAAAGGAGACAAAUUUGAAGAUUCUACUGUGAGGAAAGAUGUCGUCCGACGAAAGCAAUUCUACUUUUUAUAAUAUAAGUGAAAGUAAUGUGGACUCAAUAAUUGAUCUGGAAUGGACUCAUCAGUCGUGGUCCAGGACGGCUUCUUCUUCGUCAUUUUCCUCUUCUUCUUCGUCAUCUUCCAUUGAUUCUCAUUUUUUCUAUGUCUUGGCCCAAUUAUGCGAGGUUCGAAAUACACCAGGUUCCUUGGGCAUUUGCAAUAUUCUAAGGAGGUCUAUUGAAAGCCCAGAACGUUUGUCUAUGAUCCAAGAAAAGGCCCGUUUGUAUGGUCAUGACAUCGUUUUUCGUGAAAUACUUAACUUACGACCCAAAGUAAACGAUAAAACGAUUUUGAAAGCCUGCCGACUACUGGAAAUAUCGCCACUAGAAAUCGACAAUCAGUUGGAGUAUAUAAAGCUAAUCCUGGGACGGAAAUUUAGGGAAACCAUGGAUAUUCGUUUCGUUGAUGGUGAUUAUAUACCGUUUGUCGCGUAUCACACCUGCAACCCACGGAUUCGGGAAAUUAUUUAUUCUUAUAGUUAUGUUCGUUCCGUUGAUGACGCUUUAGCAGAUUUGAAUAUUAUCAAAAACCAGGCCCUUUUGUAUGGUCGUGAUAUUAUUUUUCGUGAACUACUUAACUCACGACCCAAAGUAACCGGUACGAUGAUUCUGGACGUCUGCCGAUUACUGGAAAUAUCGCCACUAGAAAUCGACAAUCAGUUGGAGUAUAUAAAGCUGAUCCUGGGACAGGGAUUUAGGGAAACCAUGGAUGUUCGUUCCGUUGAUGAUAUAGGCAAUACGGCGUUGCAUUACGCUCUCGAAAAAAAUUGGUACGAAGCUACAACUCUACUUCUCAAGCAAGGCAGUUACCUCGGUCAGGUGAACGAAUCCAACAACAUCGUUAUCGCAAAUAUUCCAGAAUUCAUAUUGUCUAACUAUUUUAAUGACUGUAUUCAACUGAAGAAAGAAUGGACGGACGAGUGUACGAUCGAAUUCGACUAUCGUUGCUUGAUGCCGCACGAAAAUUUCACUGAACAGCAAGAAAUUUCGCGAGCGACCUGUGAAAUGGAAGUAAUUUUGUAUAUCGCCAAUAACGACACUCUGAAACAUUUGUUGAGACAUCCGUUAAUCUCGUCCUUUCUCUACAUUAAAUGGUACAUGAUACGGCAUGUUUUGUACGUAAAUUUUGUUUUUUACACAAUGUUUUAUUUCUUCGUGAACGCCUACGUACUAAACAUGACUUACGACAUAUCAAGUAGAAAUACGACACAGCAAGUAGCUAACGAUAGUUCCAAUACGGUCUUCUUUGCAAGUACUUUCCUUACAUUGCAAAACAAUCUAUCGUGGGUUUUCGUCAUGGGGAUGUUGCUGCCCUUCACCUAUCGAGAGAUCUUGCAAUUUUACUCCUGUCCCAAACGCUACUUGGUAGAUUUGGAAAACUGGUCACAAGUUUUGCUAAUGGUACUGACUCUUGCACUGCUGUGCGGCGCAGGACGGCAAAUCGGAGUCAUGGUUAUCCUGCUGUCCACCUGGGAGCUAAUGACUCUGAUAAGCCAUCAUUUGUUUCCGUCCACUUGUAUCGAAAUGUUUCGAACUGUCUUCUUCAAUUUUGUUCGGUUUUUCUUCCCGUAUCUGAUUCUGAUCGUCGCAUUCACUCUAGCUUUCUACAUGCUCUUGAGGAAUGACGAUUUCUCCAAUCCCGGUCUUUCGCUUUUCAAAACCAUCAUUAUGUUCACCGGCGAGUUUGACGCCAAAGGCAUUUUUUUUUCUGCGUAUCCUGUUUGGAGCCGCAUUGUGCUCGUGCUGUUCAUCUUUUACAUAGUCAUCGUGCUGUUUAAUUUGCUUAACGGUUUGGCAAUCAGCAACAUUGCCGAGAUUCUGAAUAAGGCCGAGAUUAUCGGACUAAUCUCCCGGGUACGCCUGAUCGCUUGUUUCGAAAGAAUGACAGUCGGGAAACCGUUCUGCUGGAAUUCUAAAUGGACGUGGUCGAAUCCUUUUAAUUUCUUUUCCAACAAGAUUCUUCUCUUUCCACAUUACCUCAAAUGCGGUAAAAUAAGUUUCAAACCUUACAAUGAUAAUCUGAUUGUUUAUGAUGGCGAUAACGUUGAUGGCUAUUCCAUGGAUUGGUCCACUUUGAAAAUGGAUCCUAACAUAGUCAAACAUGCUAAGCAGGUUGUCUACGAUAAAAAUGAACUAUCGAAUGAUGAUAUAAUGAAUGAACUUGCUAAGUUGCAAACAAGAUUGACACAGAUAAAAAUUACUUUGAGAUGUGAAGAUGAUGCUGAAGAAAACAUUAUUUAA
Temnothorax curvispinosus is the source of this 2501-nucleotide messenger RNA. Its product is annotated as transient receptor potential cation channel protein painless-like. The transcript has 4 exons. Gene Ontology annotation, molecular function: protein binding. NCBI's taxonomy places the organism in Eukaryota, Metazoa, Arthropoda, Insecta, Hymenoptera, Formicidae. The coding region runs from base 201 to 2501 and encodes 766 amino acids. The record is from RefSeq and is a predicted model, not a curated record.